Molecule: messenger RNA, 3302 nt
Organism: Ictalurus furcatus (blue catfish)
Lineage: Eukaryota; Metazoa; Chordata; Actinopteri; Siluriformes; Ictaluridae
Gene: pick1
Product: protein interacting with prkca 1
Exons: 14
Coding region: 211-1437 (408 amino acids)
Biological process (GO): positive regulation of receptor internalization; intracellular protein transport; regulation of Arp2/3 complex-mediated actin nucleation
Cellular component (GO): neuron projection; trans-Golgi network membrane; synaptic vesicle
Molecular function (GO): phospholipid binding; protein domain specific binding; protein kinase C binding
Source: RefSeq, a predicted model, not a curated record
AAGUGACGCAGCCAUCAGGUCCACAUCACACAGACAGAGAGAGAGAGAGAGAGAGAUAUGGAACAGCUGGAAACAUUUCUAAUCUCCGUUUUUAUUAUAACUCAGAAAUAAACGCGUUUUGUGGGAAUGCGUUAAUAAGGACAUAAGGAAAUAAUUAAUUCCGGGUUCAGAAGCGUUUACACGGUUUGGGAUACGGCUCUGUACCCUGGCAUGUUCUCAGACACCAUGGACUACGAGCUAGAGGAAGAUAAACUCGGGAUUCCCACAGUUCCUGGAACAGUGACAUUGAAGAAGGAUGCACAGAACCUGAUUGGGAUCAGUAUAGGGGGAGGGGCUCAGUACUGCCCCUGUCUCUACAUCGUACAGGUGUUUGAUAACACUCCAGCAGCACUGGAUGGGACAUUAGCAGCAGGUGAUGAGAUCACAGGUGUAAACGGUAAACCAGUGAAGGGCAAGACCAAGGUGGAGGUGGCCAAGAUGAUUCAGGCUGUACAGGGUGAAGCAGUGAUACACUAUAAUAAACUGCAGGCUGACCCCAAACAGGGCAAAUCCCUGGAUAUCGUGUUGAAGAAGGUGAAGCACCGAUUGGUGGAGAAUAUGAGCUCAGGAACAGCAGAUGCACUUGGACUGAGUAGAGCCAUCCUCUGUAACGAUGGACUAGUAAAGAAACUGGAUGAACUGGAGAAAACUGCAGAGCUGUACAAAGGGUUAAUGGAACACAGUAAACAGUUACUCAGAGCAUUCUUUGAGCUCUCACAGACACACAGAGCAUUUGGUGACGUGUUCUCUGUGAUCGGUGUUCGAGAGCCUCAGGCUGCAGCCAGUGAGGCGUUUGUAAAAUUUGCAGAAGCUCAUCGUAACAUUGAGAAAUACGGCAUCCAGCUGCUCAAAACCAUCAAACCUAUGCUGCAUGAUCUGAACACCUACCUUCACAAAGCGAUUCCAGACACCAAACUGACCAUCCGUAAAUACCUGGACGUCAAGUUCGAGUACCUGUCAUACUGUCUGAAGGUGAAGGAGAUGGAUGAUGAGGAGUACAGCUGCAUCGCGCUGGGAGAGCCGCUGUACCGAGUUAGCACAGGAAAUUAUGAGUAUCGUCUGAUCCUGCGCUGUCGACAGGAAGCUCGCUCUCGAUUUGCAAAAAUGCGUAAAGAUGUUCUGGAGAAGAUCGAGCUGCUGGACCAGAAACAUGUUCAGGACAUUGUGUUCCAGCUGCAGAGGUUCGUCUCGGGGAUGUCACGUUACUAUGACGAGUGUUACGCUGUGCUGAAGGAGGCCGACGUCUUCCCCAUCGAGGUGGACCUCUCGCGCACCACCCUCAACUACACCGGCCCAAACUACGAGGAGGAGGAUGAGGAGGGUGAGGAAGAGCGAGGAGAGGAGGAGAAGAACGAACAGACUGAGAACGGAGCGGAGAAACUGAUCGAUGACGAAUGAGUGGAGAACAGUGGAAGAGAGAGAGAGUAAUACUGAUGCCGAACGAGUAUGUAUUGUUUGUGUUAUAUUUUCACACAUUCCUGCUCUGUGUGAGUGUGAGACUCUAAUGUGAGCUUUGUCCCAAAUUUCAGCAUACAAUAGUCUACAGUAACCCAACCGAGUAUUCCUUCUCUCACGCUGGGAUGAAGUGUCGAUUUCGUGCCGUUUGGGACGCAGACCUGGGCUUUAUUUCUACUUGUAUAUUUAGUACACUGGACUAACUCUUUCAAAACUUCUAUCAACAUGGAUAUUAAAGUUCUAAUUCAUCUUUAGUGUGUGGAAAUAAUCAGUCUUUGUCUUUAUUAUGGGUUUAUUAUUUCUUGUGUACUGAUUCCUGUGACCUGAGUCGUUUCCCUUGUUUAUUAAAUCUUUAUUUCUUAUAUCUUUCUGUGUAUUUAAAUGUUCCAGGUAUGAAGAUGUUACUGAAAACCUGUACUACUGAUUUACAAAAAGCUACUAAUGUCAAAGAAAUUAAAAAUAUUUAUGGCAAAGUGUGUGUGUGUGUGAGAGAGAGAGAGAGAGAAACUGAUAAUGAAUAAGGAACCGAGUAAGAACAAAGGGUUAGAACAUUUUAAAUGGAUCUGGAUUACCUACCCUGCUCAAAAACUAAUUCUUUUUUUUUUUUUAAUCUUAUAGAAUUUGUAAUGGUUAUAAUGGAAACUGUAACGGUCCCUGUGGGUCUCUACUGGUAAUGUGUUCCCUUCCACAGAGUGGCGCAGGGAUGACGUCAUUGUAUACGCCAAAACCCGGAAACGAGUUAGCAUUUUAGCCCUUCUGGUUCCAUCGUCCUGAAGUCAGUGGGUUUUUUAAAUGGGAUUUUGCUUAAAAGCAUGAAAUAAAUUCUGUGGUGAACACAAGCUCAAUAUAUUUUCACAUUUUAUUCUGCGACACAAAGUACACCAGUAAAAUCCCACUCGUGAGGUUUUUAAAGCUUUUACGUGUACUGAAAAGGCGGUUGCUAACAAAUUUGUAAAUGGAACUACGGAGGCUGUCGGGGACAUUAAACGUCAUCACGCCGAACAGGAAAAAAAUUACCAGAUAAACUGGUUCAGGUGUGCUGUGCACAAUUCCCAAAAAUGUGGAUAAAGAUUCAUCCACAAAGUAAAUCCGUAUUAUGGAAAAUGUUUUUAAAUCAAGUUUGGAAAAGUUGUCGGAAGCUUGGUGAUAUUGACGUUGAAGUCGAGCGACCGAGGUGUAGUUCGUCUAUAGCAUUCCUUUAGCAUGUGAUUUCUGGAGACUGUGUUUAGGCUUCAAACUUCAUAAAAGUUGUGUUAAUUUGUGAAAACUAUCUUCAUGGACAAAACGUGUUAGUAUUGUAAACUUUUGUUGAUCACAGCUUUUUUUUUGUUUUUGCGAUAAUCCAAAAGCCUAUGGGAAAACCCUAUUGGGUUUUUGUCAAGGGAACGUAGUCAGGGUGCAUUAGCAUUAGUUUGUGGUGACGUUUUUAAAGUGGGAAGGUCCCGUGAACUGGGAGAAUAUUAACACUAACAUAGAUAAACGUGAAUAUUAUACAUUACUCAUUAACUGAAAGAACAGAACAGCAAUUGAAAUACGAAUAAACAGAAUUAAUCAGAAACCCAUCUUUCGUGCUCGCGCAGCCCCAGUGGCCUAAUGGAUAAGGCACUGGCCUCCUAAGCCAGGGAUUGUGGGUUCGAGUCCCAUCUGGGCUGUGCAUAAGGCCACAGCGUACUGGGACCCUGACAGUAAGACGGUGCUGCUGAAGGACGGGGUUCUGGAGGACACGGGAGAUGCUUACGGUUUCUACAACGACUCCUUCUCGGAGACGGGAUGGGGCGUGAUGGAGGUCCGUGCUGGGUACGGACAAA